This is a messenger RNA of Metarhizium brunneum ARSEF 3297, 2982 nucleotides long. RefSeq lists its product as uncharacterized. The record is from RefSeq and is a predicted model, not a curated record. NCBI's taxonomy places the organism in Eukaryota, Fungi, Ascomycota, Sordariomycetes, Hypocreales, Clavicipitaceae.
AUGUCACCGUUUCUUCCUCCAAAGGCGUCCAUCCUGAGUCCGACAACGCCUGUACAACCUGAUAGACAGUCCAAGCCAACAACAGGAAGGAAACCAUCUGUCGACGCCCAUAGGUCAUACUCCAUCAGCUCCUGGGUCAAGAACAUAUUGCCUAGCCACCGACCGGAGCGUAGGGGUACACUCCGUCGUCGAGGCUACUGGGAGCAGCAGGAGUUGACGCAUUCUAAUCAGCACGAGGCGCAUUUCGCAGCAUUGGGCCGACGAAGUCGAAGGAGCGCAACUGCAGGGUCAAAUCAUAUCACUGAAUGGAACUUGGCGAGAGAUCUAUCUGACGGUGGGAAGACCCGCCGUGAUUGCGAAGAAAACAUGGUUCUGGAUGCUGAUCGAAAAUGGAGCUGGGCUCCUGGCGAGGAUGCUAUGAAAAGCCGAACGGAUAUCCCGGAUAUGGAACAAGUACAAGGGGCUUCUAGGACAGAUCAAAACCGAGCCAAUUCUGCGGCUGUUAACAGUUUAGGGCCACAACCACCAUCUGCAGCUGAGCUUCAGAACAUCGAGGCGAAAAAAGAGACACGUCAACUUCGACGCAAUCUGAAAGAGAGUGGCGAUUACUUGGGCGUUCAAGGUUUUAACCCAGAGACUAGUCAGCUUGAUGUUGUGACUUCGACGGAGAGCGAUAGAAGCAGCAGCCUUAGCCAAGAAACGCAGCAAAAGCUACUUAUUCUUCGUAAUACCCUGAGAGAUGCCCGGCAUUCAUACAAGAGCGCAAAAGAGAGGAACGACAGUCAAGUUAAGAAAAUUCCGUGGAAGAAUGAGAAAGAAAAGCUCUGCCGGUUGGAGAAAGAGAAAGAAGCGGCGAAGGAGAUCAACAAAACAAUCAAGUGGAAACGCCAUGCACGGCAAUGGUCCUCAGCUCAGGAGCCGGAUUUGAGUCCUAUCGCCCAGUCAAUUGUUGGAAUAGCAGAGACAUCUCGCAAGGAAUCCCAUAAUCAAAACUCGAAACUCGAGCACCAUGACUCGAUGUCAAAUCUCAUUGAUCUUGAUUCUUCCUGCAAAACUUCCUUUCCUACUUCAGCGAUGCACGACGACCAGCCGCUAGCACAGAGUCCUGAUUCAGCAGCUACAGUCGUUAAAACAUCACAGGGCCAAAGCCUCGCAGACCCUACCGCGUUAGGUUCCUCGGCCUGGGAACUCUUCGUGAAUGGUAUAAGUUUCGACAGUUCCGACGAGCCCGUGCCUGCCAAAGUCCCGGAGGCCAGCUUGGCAGGCAGUGAGAGGACACAUAUAAGGCAACUUGAGAAUAGUGAACAACCAGUCUUGGGUAGAAAGUCAGACAAGUGCCAAGAAACUCAUUAUUCUGUCCUGAGGGAAGAAUUGAAGCAGAAUAAUGCGAAUAUUGAACCUACCAAUCACGGUUCUUUUUUAGACUUGCGCCGCCAGAGACAAGAGGACCCUAGAGGGGAAACCGCCAUAAUAAACUCUUUGGCAACAGCGAUGAGCAAAUACACCAAGCCGAGCAUACGGCCAAGGAGGCUGCAUUUACCCCACAACGUUGUCAACCUCUCAAGCCAAUGCAAGAAAGACAAAGGAGGGCCAACUACGAUAAAUUGCAACAAGAAGGGAGAAGAGUCCCAAUCAUCUUCCAUGAUGACCAUGGACCAGGUGCUACGAAAGCGUCAGUCAGAGGGCAUCCAGCCCACGCAAGAAAAACCUGUGAUAGCUACAGGUUCACGGGGAAAGCUCAUGCAAACUUGGGGUCAUUGGAUACCGAGAAGGAGAGGAUCCCGGAGUUUUCAAUCAAGCCAAGACAACACAGCGAGCCAUACCGCCGCCGGUCUCGAGACAAUCCCGCAAAUCCCAGACAGUUGGGCAACAGAUCUAACUUCCAGGCUGGGCCAGCAGAUUUUUGCCCACAGGCCGGAGACGAACCAGCGAGUGAAUACCAACUCCACGAUACGCCAGCAGACGGGGACAGAAGUCGAAGAACUGCAUCGACUCUCUUCGAUCACAGAAACAAGCAAGCAUAUAGACAAGGACAAGGACAUCUUGGCCCGAGACAACCGCGAGAGUCUUGCAUGGAAAGAAGUCGAGACCAAGCAACCAGUACCGGUAAGCUAUGCUUGCAUACCCAUCACCACCACUACUGGUUGCGGCCAACAAGAUUUGCAAGUGAGCUCCCGAGCGAAUACCCAACCGGACACAAAGAAUCCUUCAACUCUGCGGUUGGAGAGGCAUCUCGGUGGUAUGGCGUCCGACUUGCCUCUGGCUGCCAGGUCCGAACGCAAUUUGGGUGCCGCUGUAAUGAAACCCUUACGGAAUCAAUGGCGGAGCGUGGGCCAGGCAAAUCACGGUAUCGGAACAGAUACUAUGUUGAAGAAGAGGCACAUACAAAUCGACGAGCGCAUGGAGAGGAGUACCCGGCCUGUUGCGAAGACCGGCAACACGGCAACACCGGACGUGGUCGUGUCCAAGCCGGAAGAGCGGGUCGGCGCUUCAAAGGCAAUCAAGAGUCUCAAGAAACCGGUGGUCCACGGCGUGGACAAGAGGUCCAGAGUGGUAUCCAAAAUAUCAACCGAGCUAAAAGAUGCCAGCAUACGGACCGAAUGCAAGCUCGCCAUGCCAGAACAGACCAGGCCCAUGGCACAACAAGACGAGCCCGACGGGCUGAGCGACGCGAGUCAAGGACCAGGAAGCUUCCCGGACCUGAACGUCAUACACACUGGCGGCGACGGUUGCCAAAGCUCUUCCAGUGGUGACACAGCCACUGACACUGUUUCUCAUAUGGCGAUUACCGAGUACCUGGAGACGGUGAGAUGCCAUUUACUCGCAUUCUUUCUGCUGUACUGGGAGAUUGUAGGCCCAGUCUUUACUUCCAGAUCAGAGUACUGGGCAAGAAACAGGAGACACGAAUCAACUCUGGGCGAUUGUUUUGCUCUACUACUUGCGCUGCCCGGAGCAAUCCUUGCCGUCAUGGGCCUUGUCUAG